Messenger RNA from Schistosoma margrebowiei, 2181 nucleotides. The record is from the annotation of a GenBank genome assembly. NCBI's taxonomy places the organism in Eukaryota, Metazoa, Platyhelminthes, Trematoda, Strigeidida, Schistosomatidae.
GUCUUUACAAAGUAUUUAUAACAUAUCGUGCGCAUUUGAUGCUGCAAUUGAGAUCAAUAAGAGUCUCUCUUCGUUCUGAUUGUCAGUUUCUUUGGCAUGGCAGAAAACAAGAAGAUGGAUGAUGACGAUGUCGUAGAUAAACCAGAUGAUAUAAAACUGAAGCGAUCUAUUGGUAUUGUAACCAGUAUCACCAUCUUAGUAGGAUCAAUGAUUGGCUCAGGAAUAUUCGUCAGUCCUACUGGUAUUCUGUGGAACGUUAGAAGCAUAGGAGCUACUCUUAUUAUAUGGGUUGCAUGUGGGAUCUUCAGUAUGCUCGGAGCGUACUGUUAUGCAGAACUUGGCACGAUAAUAGAGCGAUCCGGAGGGGAUUACAUUUAUGUAUAUGAAGCAUUUGGACCAUUUAUUGGAUUUUUGCGUUUAUGGAUGGAAGUAAUGGUUGUGAAACCUGCAACUGUCGCUAUUGUGGCUUUAGCAUUUGGAGAGUAUGUUGUUGUACCUUUGUAUCCAAACUGUCCGCUUCCCAUUAUGUUGGUCAGGAUUUUGGCAGUUUUAUGUAUUACAUUUUUAAGCUUUGCCAAUUCCUUUUCAAUCAAAUUUUCAACCAGAAUACAAGAUAUAUUUACAUUUGCGAAACUUGCCGCUCUUACAAUGAUCAUUAUAACCGGAUUUGUACAGAUUGGAUUUGGUCGUUAUGAAGAGCUGAAAGAACCUUUCGUCGAUUCGGACUGGAGUCCUGGUAAAAUAGCUAAUGCAUUUUACAGUGGUUUAUUUGCUUAUGGUGGCUGGAAUAACUUAAAUUGUAUGGUUGAAGAAAUGAAGAACCCCAAGAAACAUUUGCCCAUAGCAAUUGUGGUAUCGUGCUUGCUAGUGACCCUAUUUUACACAGCUGCUAAUAUGGCUUAUGUGACAGUCGUACCAGUUGCAGAGAUGUUGACCACAAGAGCUGUGGCUGUGACAUUUGCUAAUAAAAUAUACGGAAUGGUUUGGUGGAUAAUGCCAAUAUUUGUUGCUUGUUCAACGUUUGGGAGUGCUAACGGAACUAUAUUAACCACAUCGAGAAUAUUUGUUGCCGCUAGUCAGCUCAAACAAAUGCCAGCGUUUAUCAGUUACUUGCACACGGAUCGAUUAACACCUAUUCCGGCUGUUCUGUUCACUUGUAUCAUAUCAAUAAUCUACUUGCUUGCUGGAGAUAUUUUCACACUUAUGAAUUAUAUGGGUUUUGUUCAAUGGUUGGCAGUCGGUUUUUGUGUUCUGAUUGUAGUAAUUUUCAGAUUUACUCAUCCUAAUAUUCGACGUCCGGUUAAGGCUCCGAUAAUAUUUGCCAUUAUCUACUUAGUAGUUACUGCAUCUCUGUUAAUUUUCUCUUUUUAUGGAUCACCUCAAGAAUCAUUAUAUGGUAUUUUGAUCAUUUUAACCGGUAUACCGGUUUACAUACUCGGUUGUGCGUGGAGUCCUAAACCGAAAUCAUUUCAAGAGAAAAUGAUAAACAUCACGAUUGGAUUACAAAAACUCUUCCGUAUUGUACCAUCCAGUUGAAGAUGAAAGAUAAAGCAUAGGAUUAUUGUGUAAUGUGAACAUUGUUAAACAGUCAUUUUGUUGUGCUACCCGAACACUCACUUAUUGUAUAAAUUCACUGUAUGCAAAAAGAUAAUGUAGCUGAUUCAUUAGUUUUCUUUUUUUUUAUCGCCUUUUUUGUUAAAUGCUACAUUUACUUAACUAAAGUCAACGAAGCGAUCAACGUUGAUAACCGAUGUCCGGUUGCUCUUCUUCUUGGACUGCAUUAUUUUUGUACAUUUUAUCUAUUUGUGAUUGAAAUUCCCUCUUGACCAUUCUAUUCAUUAUUUUUUCAUUUGAAUUUUUAUAUUUUCAAAAUUAUUUUCCUAAAAUUUUCUUGUGACUUGACUGGUAGUUACGUAAUGGAGAUUUUUGGGCAUUACUAAUUGACUACACGACCUACUUACUUACUUACGCCUGUUACUCCCAAUGGAGCAUAGGCUGCCGACCAAUAUACUACACAAAGUGUAUAUGAUUUGAUUCUGUAUUUCUAUCUCUCUUUCUCCCUCUUAUUUCUCAUGAGAUUUAGAUAAACAAAAUAUAUGUAAAUUGUAUGCAAACAAUUGGUUUUCUUUAUUCAAUCUAUGAUAAUAUGUAUGAUAUUUGUAAUGUCUGUGUUAUUCUGUC